Molecule: messenger RNA, 1849 nt
Organism: Mus musculus (house mouse)
Lineage: Eukaryota; Metazoa; Chordata; Mammalia; Rodentia; Muridae
Gene: Hsd11b2
Product: hydroxysteroid 11-beta dehydrogenase 2
Exons: 5
Coding region: 120-1280 (386 amino acids)
Biological process (GO): response to xenobiotic stimulus; response to hypoxia; cortisol metabolic process
Cellular component (GO): endoplasmic reticulum
Molecular function (GO): 11-beta-hydroxysteroid dehydrogenase (NAD+) activity; steroid binding; 7-beta-hydroxysteroid dehydrogenase (NADP+) activity
Source: RefSeq, marked validated
AAAGCGAGUAUCCCUCCCACCCCAGGCCGGUGUUCCUCUGCAUUCCGUGUCCUAGCCUCGAGUCCCUCUCGGCGCUCCCCAACCAGGCCCCCGCCCCGCCCCAGCCCGGCCCCGAAGUCAUGGAGCGCUGGCCUUGGCCGUCGGGCGGCGCCUGGCUGCUGGUGGCUGCCCGCGCGCUGCUGCAGCUGCUGCGCUCAGACCUGCGUCUGGGCCGCCCGUUGUUGGCGGCACUGGCCCUGCUGGCUGCUCUCGACUGGCUGUGCCAGCGCCUGCUGCCCCCGCCGGCGGCACUCGUGGUGCUGGCUGGUGCUGGCUGGAUCGCGUUGUCCCGCCUAGCGCGCCCUCCUCGCCUGCCGGUGGCCACUCGCGCGGUGCUCAUCACCGGUUGUGACACUGGUUUUGGCAAGGAGACAGCUAAGAAACUGGAUGCCAUGGGCUUCACGGUGCUGGCCACAGUGUUGGAUUUGAAUAGCCCUGGUGCCCUAGAACUGCGUGACCUCUGUUCUCCUCGCCUGAAGCUGCUGCAGAUGGAUCUGACCAAGGCAGAGGACAUCAGCCGUGUUCUGGAAAUCACCAAGGCCCACACGGCCAGCACUGGCCUGUGGGGUCUGGUUAACAACGCUGGCCUCAAUAUCGUAGUGGCUGACGUGGAACUGUCUCCAGUGGCGACUUUCCGCAAGUGCAUGGAGGUGAACUUCUUUGGUGCACUUGAGCUGACCAAGGGCCUCCUGCCACUCUUGCGUCACUCGAGGGGACGUAUUGUGACCGUUGGCAGCCCAGCAGGAGACAUGCCAUACCCCUGCUUGGCAGCCUACGGCACCUCCAAGGCAGCAAUAGCACUGCUUAUGGACACAUUCGGCUGUGAGCUGCUUCCCUGGGGUAUCAAGGUCAGCAUUAUCAAGCCUGGCUGCUUCAAGACAGAUGCAGUGACUAAUGUGAACCUCUGGGAGAAACGCAAGCAACUGCUGCUGGCCAACAUUCCUAGAGAGCUGCUCCAGGCCUAUGGUGAAGACUACAUUGAGCACGUGCACGGGCAGUUCCUGAAUUCACUCAGAAUGGCAUUGCCUGACCUUAGCCCAGUUGUAGAUGCCAUCAUCGAUGCAUUGCUGGCAGCUCAGCCACGAAGCCGCUACUACCCAGGCCGUGGCCUGGGGCUCAUGUAUUUCAUCCACCACUACCUGCCAGAGGGCCUGCGACGCUGCUUCCUACAGAACUUCUUUAUCAAUCACCUUCUGCCCCGAGCACUGAGGCCCGGCCAACAUGGCCCUGCUCCUGCUUAAGACACACCCUUCCCCAGUGGCAGCUCUGUGAGCCACAAACCUAGGUGUUUUAGCAGGAUGGGCUUCUUCAGCCCUUGGCCCUCUCCCCUGCCCAUUAUAGACACCCCCCCCCCCCAGCCUUACCCUAGAGUCUGUGUUAAGCCCAGCCCAGCCUCUAUUGCUGAUGCCUCGUCCAGCCCAGGACGUGGAAGUCUGCUAGUGAGCCUCUGGACCUCUCCUCUGCUUCUUGAGCCCACACAUACCCUACCAGGCACAAUGCUCUACACUGCAGCUUGGAAAACCCAGGUGGAUGGAGAGUUUAGUAUAAGAUUUUGGCUGUAGCCUUUGAUAGUACUCUACAGACCAUUUCUGUGCUAACUUUAGAAUGAUUAGGCAGGUGGGGACCUCCUCAGAAUUCUUUUGGGACCCACAGUCUCAGUGCUGCAAGUCCAGAGUAAAUCCCAACUGCCUCUUGACUGGCUCAAGAUUUAGGUCCUCAAUUACUGGCCCCCAGCCACAUGGAAGCUGUAUGUUGUACCUGCCUGGUUGUUGGCAUUUUAAAAUAAAGAUACAUUUUAUUUCUACUAGAA